Molecule: messenger RNA, 2983 nt
Organism: Megachile rotundata (alfalfa leafcutting bee)
Lineage: Eukaryota; Metazoa; Arthropoda; Insecta; Hymenoptera; Megachilidae
Product: protein Wnt-5b
Biological process (GO): cell fate commitment; canonical Wnt signaling pathway; multicellular organism development
Cellular component (GO): extracellular region
Molecular function (GO): frizzled binding; cytokine activity
Source: RefSeq, a predicted model, not a curated record
UCCAACUCUGCCACAUGUUCAUCCCCAAAUUUUUCUUGAAACUGGAUUAAAUUUUGUCGGUACCGAAAGGGUUCAUAGGCGUAUGAGGCAAGUUUCCCCUGGAUGGUCAGUUUUCGCCGCGUUCCAAAGCGAUUCGAGGCGCCUUGAGGCCAUCACUAGUCGAGGGGGUUCCCCCGUUCGGUAGACCGAGCAGGAGAGCCCGAUCCCGUGGCGUGCAGGAGGGACAAGGCUGCUGCCGCCAGAGAACGAAACGUACCACGGUCUCGUGGAUUCUGCCUGCACUCUGCGACCAUUCCGCAGUAACACGUCGUCCAGGUCGCAGGUUUCGCAGCGUUCCCUGACCAUUCGCCACGAGGCUGUUCCUUCGGGACAACCCACGGCACCCGAGUCCGUGGAAAAACCGCGAAAAAUCCGGAGAAUUCACGCGCCAAAUAUGGUUCGAGCGGAUCGGUGAACGGCGAACAGGACGAGUUUCAAAGGAUUCACCGAAGGAGUCGCCAGGUUGCUUCGAGGAUGACGAGCCUCGAUGAAGGUCCACGUAGAGAACGCUCGCUCACCGAUGACGAACGGAAGUGACAGAAAUCUCGACGGUCGAUGGAUCUUUCGGAAUCCGCGUAGAAUGUGUACACGUUUGAUCGUAGCUGCUUCGAGUGACUGUUUCGGGUGACACUUCCGUGACCGGUUGACGAACAGGUGAUUUCCGAGUAUGUUUCGAAAGUCUAUAUUGUUUUUACUACGUUGUUUCGGAGAAAGCCAGGUUGUUAGGGAUCGUAAUUCCGAUCGCUAGUGCAUCGAUUAUCGGCUGAAUCAUAAAUCGCUAUCGCUUUUACGAUAUUGCCAUCGUUUACGUAAUUUUCCUCUGUCGGCACGAAAUUUAUUUAUGUCGGUGUCAGUAAAUUAUCUAAUCGAUAUAUUAACUUUCUAGAUUCUUUUUUACUUGACGCGCUUUAAGUUCUAUCUUGGUGUUUAUCGAUUGGGUCGUAACUAAUUGAAGGUUGUGUUAAAUAAUCAUUUGAGCUUGUAAUAUAUGAGAAAGUUUUUUAGUAAGUGAUACAAGUGAUUUUGGUACAUUUCGUUGACGAAUUUGUUUGCAUAGGAGUUUAAACUCGAGCAAAAUGAUCAGCGAUUUGUGCCGCGUGAUAAACGAUCGAUGGACAAACGACGAAACUGGAAAUUCGAACGAUCCGAUGAAAGUAAACCGCCACGGGUCGUUAUCGUCAAUAAUUUAAAAGCAAGUGCUCCUCGUCGAUAAAAAGUGAAACGGUGCCUGAUCUUGCCGGGGCAAUAAUUAACUCGUCCUUAACGACUUCGGAUACACCCGGUCCGGCAAAAUGGCAAUUUGCAGCAGCUUGCUCAUCAUUCUGCGAUUAUUAUUCGUCGUCGCAUCAUCAACGGUACCAGGAACAUGGAUAAAUGUUGGCCUGCAACACUUCCCACAACUGGAAGCCCAAAUGAUAGAAACCUACGACAUGACAGCGUCCAACAUUUGCCACGGGCUGAAGGGUCUAUCACAGGGCCAAGGGAAGCUUUGUCAGCUGUCCGUGGAUCACAUGCCGAGCGUGGCAAAGGGUGCAAGGUUUGGGAUCGUCGAAUGUCAGCAUCAGUUUCGUGACCGUAGGUGGAAUUGUUCCACUGUUUCUGACGAAUCUGUGUUUGGACCUAUACUUAGAAUAGCCAGCAGAGAAACCGCGUUCGUUCAUGCAAUUACCGCUGCAGGAGUAGUCUACUCGAUUAGCAGAUCCUGUAGAGAUGGCCAAUUAUCCUCGUGUGGCUGUUCAAGAAGUAGCAGACCCAGAGAUCUAAAACGAGAUUGGAUUUGGGGUGGUUGUGGGGACAACCUCGAAUAUGGCUACAAAUUUACACAAGCAUUUGUAGAUGUAAAAGAACGUGAAAGAAGCUUUAAAAGAGGUAGCAGAGAACAAGGCAGGAGUCUGAUGAAUCUUCAUAAUAAUGAAGCUGGCCGAAGGGCUGUUAUUAAAAAAUCUAAAGUCACAUGCAAGUGUCAUGGAGUUUCUGGAAGUUGCAGUUUAAUUACAUGUUGGCAGCAACUUGCAUCAUUUAGAGAAAUUGGUGAUUUUCUUUUGGAUAAGUAUGAUGGAGCAACAGAAGUUAGAGUAAAUAGACGUGGUCGUUUGUCCAUGAGAGAUCCAAGAUUUUCAUUACCCACAGCAAAUGAUUUGGUGUAUUUGGAUGACUCCCCAAACUACUGUCUCCCUAAUGAGACCCUUGGAUCAUUAGGUACAUAUGGAAGAAUUUGCAACAGAACAUCUUCAGGCAUGGAUGGAUGCAAUCUUCUUUGUUGUGGUAGGGGUUACAAUACACAGAAGUCAACUGUGAGAGAAAGAUGUGAGUGCAAGUUUCACUGGUGUUGCUAUGUCGAAUGCAAGACUUGUGUUAAAAAUAUAGACAUUCAUACAUGUAAAUAAAAUUCCAAUCAGUUUUAGAAAUACUUUUAAGAACAAACGUUCCCUUUUGUAAUUUCAGAUAAACUUAAAUUAAUAAGAAUAAUUAUAGUUACACUGUAUAUAUGCACACCUCUUAAUAUUAUAAUAAGUGUUUAGUACAGUACCUUAACAUAUCUAUAAUAUAAUGAUAUAAGUAAUCUCUAGAAAAUUUCCUGCCAUAUACAACUUAAAAUACAUGUUCCAAUUUUUAAUUUGUUCGUAUUUAUAAUUAGUGUUUCUUCCAGCAGUUAAACAAAUUCAAAGAGAAUAACUACAGAAUGAACUCAAUAUUUGUUAAAUCUAUAAAAAGUUCUAUUCCAAAUCAAAUGGAGAAAUAUCCUUUAUAUAAAAGGAAGUUUAAAUAUUUUCAAUGUUAUCUUCUUAAAAAUAUUACUCAUAACUUUAUACACUGAUAUUAAUGAAAUAAUUUAUUAAUUUAUAAACAUAUUAAUCGACAUGUUAAGUGGCCUAUGAAACUUAUGUACACAAAAAUUUUGUAUCAUGCUCAAAUAACUACAUAAUUUUACAAAAUAUUAUGU